Chlamydomonas reinhardtii is the source of this 2490-nucleotide messenger RNA. RefSeq lists its product as uncharacterized. The record is from RefSeq and is a predicted model, not a curated record. Bases 304 to 945 code for a protein of 213 amino acids. Lineage: Eukaryota; Viridiplantae; Chlorophyta; Chlorophyceae; Chlamydomonadales; Chlamydomonadaceae. The transcript has 3 exons.
CUUCAGAAUCUUAAUUGAUGCGCCUCAAAUACAGUCUUCGCCUGUUCAACCAGGAGGAGGUCACGACAACCUUCCCAUCAACCGGGAAUUUGGGCACUAGCGAUUUGAAUAGUUUCUUCCAUCACUAUGGGCGCAUUCUUUAUACACAUUCUUAUGAAUACUCAGAAUUCUCCAACACAUCAUAACCGAACAGCUGAGUCGACAGUUUUAUUGCCGCGACGUCUUGGCGUGCUUCAGCCCCAAACAAAAUUGUAAUGAGCGAUAUAGAAUGAAGCAGCAUUGCAGUACUAAAGAGCUGACAAAAUGGACCAGUGUUUCUCACUGGGGGAAAACGGACGAAAGGUGGCGCGCUAUGAUGGAGCUUUGCCCGCCAACAAGACAAUCAAACUAUGUGGCAGCACCACGACAUCGGCGCCCCGCGCAAAGAGCGAACUGGCGUUUACAACGCGGCGGACCUUGAGCCUCACUGCUGCACCUGGCCUUGCAGAGAGGGAUGUUGUCGCCAGGCUCGUCUCCUGCGGCAUGGGAGACGCGCUCCCUCUGCUUGGCCGGGAGAUCCUCAGCCGGGAGCUUCAAGACUUUCACCAGCCUGUGGCGGUGUUGUGCGUGAAGAAUGUGAAAAGCACGGCCGCUGGCAGGUCACCACUCCAACUGACAACAGCCGACCACCUCAGCACUUUCAGCAGCCUGAAUGCAGACAUGUGCACAUCCGCGGUGCCCGCGUCAGCCUUGGUGCGCCAGGGCAGUGGGGAAGGCCGCACGCGGCUGUUGUUUGCUGGCGAGCAGGGCGGCGGCGGCGGCAUCUCGGUGGGCUGCGUGCUCACCAACGCGGCGGCGGUGGGCGCGCUGCAGCUCAAGGACGAGCAGGUGAGGCGGAGGGGGGGAGGGGGUAGUUUACUCCAAGCCAUGGGCCGGGGGGCGGUAGUCGUGUCCAAUACCAGGUAGUUAAAGAUCCAGCACCCAGCAUCAGUUCAGGAGGUGAGUGGGGAUCAGGGCAGGGAGCAAGGCUGUGGUAGCAGGUCAAAGCUACCCGGAAGUGUAGCCCGGAGUUCGGGUUGAGUUACAUCAGCCUGCAGGGGUGCCCUGAAUGACGCUGCUCGUGGAGCGGCUUUCAGUCUACUUGCACGUACGCAGAAGCAUAACCUUUUGGCGGCGGACAUUAGGAUGCGUCUAUUUGACUCUCAAGUCAGAGCUAUUGCCACUUAUGGCUGUGAAGCGUGGGGCCCCGACAUGAUAGUUGACGCGCUGAAUGGAGGGCCGCAAGGCAACAGGGGACAUGACAGGAACAACUUAGCGGAAGGCCUGUUUGAGGCUGCUUUGAAGGAUGAGACCGUGAAACUCCAAACUAACUUUAUGAGGCAGUGUACUGGUGCAGCACGGCCCGCCAAUCGGCUCCUUUAUGCAGAAUUAGGUCGGCUACCGUUGCAGUACCAUGUCUUUAAGAUGCUUAUUGGUUUCUAUAACCGCAUUCGCAAACAGAAGCACACUUACUGUUACCGUGCCCUGACUGAGGAGCUAGUUGAGGCAGUUGAUGCCAAGAGUCGCCCACAGGGCCAGCCCGCUGAUUGCAGGUUAAGCUGGGGCCAAUCAUUUCUGCGGAUAAUUGAGCAUUUUGCCGAUGUGUGGAAGGGUAUGCCGGAUACUACACGACGUAGUAGCGUGAGAGCGCGGGUUGAUUGGCUACUCUCCAACCCAUUGGACGAAGCUGAUCUUGCUGGAGCUUUCCGUGAGCGCAUGAUGGACGGUUGGACGCACGAACGGCUACAGUGCAUACCAGAUUCUUUCCCAUCUGUUGUUGUUGUUGUUGUUGGUUACAAGGUGGUGUGCACGAGCAUGCGUGCUAUCCUGUCCCCGUAAGUACCAGUGGCCCGGGCCGGUGGGCCCUUAUAACGCCGGGAAACUUACUUUGCGCAACGAAGUUAGGCGUGUUCGACUGUACUACUCAAUGCCAACUACGUCAACAUCUGAUUCUAAACAACCAGGUAUGCACAUGGCCAAGUACAAGCACUGGAUGGGGCUCAGCUUUGAGCGCCGCGCACCCUGCAUGCACCCACCCCACGCGCAGUGUAUCAUUCCGUAUGAGGCUCACAGAGGCUUGAUGAGAUUCCGUAUGUGUUGCUGGCCUCUAUCUGCAAAUAGGAACCAGCAUUUGCCGAGAAGUGAGAGGCGCUGUUACUGCUGCAAUCAUGGAGUUGAGGAUGAACGGCACGUACUCCUUGAGUGUGAGGCUUACGCUGACAUAAGAGAAAGUUACGGACUUGCGGGCAAUAUGCAACAGAUCAUGAAUGCUUCGGAUCAAACCGUGCUAGCAUGCUGUCUUAGUGAUAUCUGGGCUAGACGUAACAAGCUUCUGAGGUUGAGAGAUUCUGCCUUGCGUGUGCAUGAAGCUCACAACAUUGCUAACAGGAGAGACGAGGAGCCCUUGCGGCUCGGUUAGUCUCGUUACAGGUUCAGGAAUGCACACUUCCAACCCUGUAACACAUCAUCAGA